Messenger RNA from Funneliformis caledonium, 245 nucleotides. The record is from the annotation of a GenBank genome assembly. NCBI's taxonomy places the organism in Eukaryota, Fungi, Glomeromycota, Glomeromycetes, Glomerales, Glomeraceae.
ACAAUAACUUUUAUUUUUCACCUGGAUGGGCAUUGAAACAAAAUCAAAAAUUUGGAAUAAAAAGUGAAAUACAAAUAGUGAAAAGAGUAAUACAAUUAAUACAAGGAUAUUUUCAUUUAGGUAAUGCAAAUCAUUAUGAUCGUUAUACUGCAGAAAGAAUGCUUAGUAAAUUGCAAGCUUUAGCUAUAUCAGGAAAAGAACUUUAUAGUAUUAUGCUACCUAAAAUACAGAUUAUUAGAAAUUAG